This is a messenger RNA of Amblyraja radiata (thorny skate), 2524 nucleotides long. RefSeq names its product LMBR1 domain containing 2b (gene lmbrd2b). Gene Ontology annotation, biological process: adrenergic receptor signaling pathway. Lineage: Eukaryota; Metazoa; Chordata; Chondrichthyes; Rajiformes; Rajidae. The record is from RefSeq and is a predicted model, not a curated record. Gene Ontology annotation, cellular component: membrane.
CCCCCCUUCCUCUCUCCCCCUUCCUCUCUCCCCCUUCCUCUCUCCCCCUCCCUCCCCCCAUCUCUCCCCCUCCCCCUCUCACCCGCUGGUGUUCAGGAUGAGUGGUUUGGUGUUGGCGGUGGACGUGGUGGUGGUGUUCGUGCUGGCUGUGUUGGUGUUGUGGCGAUACGCUGACUUUAGCCGGCAGCACCGGUUGGUGACGGUGGCCACGCUGCUGGCCUGGUACCUCUGCUUCCUCAUCGUCAUCAUCCUGCCGCUCGACGUCACCACGACCAUUUACAGACAAUGCAUCGUGGACAACAGGAAGCUGUCCCCCACCGUGGCCCCCAACUCCACACAGCCCCCCACGGGCAUCUCCAGCAACACCUCACCCAGCAGUGCGGGUUUGCAGCUGUUUCCGGAGUGUGUGAGGCCGUGGAGCUACAUCCCCGACGGUAUUCUGCCCGUCUUCUGGCGAGUGGUCUACUGGACGUCACAGUUCCUCACCUGGAUCUUGCUGCCCUUCAUGCAGUCGUAUGCUCGGUCUGGAGCGUUCUCCAUGGCGGGCAAGGUGCGCACGGCUCUGAUCGAGAACGCCAUCUACUACGGCACCUACCUGCUCAUCUUCGGCAGCCUGCUCAUCUAUGUGGCUGUACACCCCGGCCUGCGGCUAGGCUGGUACCAGUUGCAGAUGAUCGGGAUCACAGCAGCCAACACGUGGGGCCUGUUCCUGUUGGUGCUGCUGCUGGGCUAUGGGCUGGUGGAGUUGCCGCGCUGGCACUGGACAGCUGCCCACUCUGGCCACACGCUGGCCCGCACUCACUUCAAAGCUGCCAAGCUGCUGACCGAGAGAGUGGAGGCUCAGGAGGAGCUCGACGACCUGAUGGAGGAGGUGAGGAAACUGAACGAGACGGUGAAGUACAACCACCCCCAGCGGAAAAACAUCGACACCAUCCUCCGCAAGUGCCCUGUGGAGUACCAGGAGCAGAUGGGCAGGAGCAUGGAUGACUACGAGGACUUUGAGGAACGUGGAGGUUGCCCCAGUGAGCGCAGCCUGGCGCGGCUGCACAAGCAGGUGAUCCGUGCUGCCCAGCGCUAUGGCCGUGUGUCGGUACAGUGGACACUGCUGCUGGAACAGGUCUUCUAUCUGGAGGACGUGGCCCGUAACCAGGACAACGCCACCUCCCACUUUGUACACAGUUUCCCCCCCACACAGCCCCGAGGAUGGUUCAGCCGCUACCUCUACACCCCUUGCGUAGAGUGGUACUGGCAGUGCCGGCUGCGGUGUUGGUGCCACCGUGCCCUGGCGCUGGUGCUGGCAGCGUUCUCAGUGCUGGUGGUCUGGUCCGAAUGCACCUUCUUCAGCACCAGCCCCGUAUUGUCCAUCUUCGCCAUCUUCAUCCGCUCUGCCGAGAACAGCCGCAACUACCUGCAUGUACAGAUGGGCUGCCUGCUGGCGUUGUUGUUCCUCAGCACGUGUGUGUACUGGACUGUGUUCCGUAUCCGUGUCUUCAACUACUACUACCUGGCCCCACACCACCAGACCGAUGCCUACAGCUUGCUCUUCAGCGGCAUGCUGUUCUGCAGACUGACCCCCCCGCUCUGCCUCAACUUCCUGGGCCUGAUCCACAUGGACUCCGCCAUCUCACACCAGGCCCACGAGCAGGCUGCCUACACCUCGAUCAUGGGCUCGAUGCGGGUGAUCUCGUUCAUCGCUGAUGGCUUCUACAUCUACUACCCCAUGCUGGUGCUCAUCCUGUGUAUCGCCACCUACUUCAGCCUCGGCACCCGCUGCCUCAAUCUCCUCGGCUUCCAGCAGUUCAUGGGGGACAACGAGAUGACCUCUGACCUGGUGGAUGAGGGCAAGGAACUGAUCAAAAGAGAGAAGAGGAAACGGCAACGGCAGGAGGACGGGGAGACACGGCGCCGGGAGUGGAAGGAACGUUACGGGAACCAGAGCAUCGAGCCCAUCAGGAACCGUGGCCCCCCCGAGCCCCCAGAACCCAGCCCCCUCCCCCCACGCGCUCCCCGGGACACGGACAGUUCGGAGCUUCUCCAAGACGUGGAAUCUCUCGACUUCAGGGCCGACCCCGUCGAGCCCAGCUCCGAACACGGCAGGUACCAGCCGGCCGGGAGAUAUCUCUCUAUGUCACGCAGCAGGAUCUUCGAUGAUGUCUGAGUUUGGGACGUGGUGAGGAGGCAGCAGGGGAAGGGGGCAGCCCCCGACCAUCCCACCCCCGACCAUCCCCUCACCCUGUUCACUCCUCCACCCCCCUCCUCUCCUGCUCGCCCACCACAGUCGGAGCCAGGGGGGGGAAGGGGCCCUGUGCCUGAUUCUGAAGUUGGCAGCUCUGCCCUGAGUUUCUGUGGUGCCCCCCCCCCCCCAGGUGAGGGUGCAUGGUGCCCCCCCCCCCCCCCCCCCCCAGGUGAGGGUGCAUGGUGCCUGUGCUGUGAUUGCUCUCUCUGUCUCUCUGUCUGUCUGUCGAUCUCUGAUGUAAAGAAUCACUGUAAUUUAUUGCCUGUAAUAAAUGAUUGCCCAGGUCUG